Molecule: messenger RNA, 801 nt
Organism: Rubroshorea leprosula
Lineage: Eukaryota; Viridiplantae; Streptophyta; Magnoliopsida; Malvales; Dipterocarpaceae
Source: the annotation of a GenBank genome assembly
AGGAAUUGGCUUCAUUUCAGUGACUUCGUAGCGGCCGAAAUGGCGUUGGUUUGCAGGUCGGCAAUAAUGGCGGAUUCGAGAACCGUCGCUUCUCGAUCCAGAGCAUUAACCCAAGUAGCUGUUACCUUAAAGCCCAUAUCUUUUAUUAUUUCUUCUCCGUCAACAAGAGCUCUCCUCCCCUGCGCUUCAAGGUUUGUUACGGUCUUGGGAAGUAUGGACUCAUUGGUGCCCCUCCAUAGUGCCAUUGCAUCUGCUCGGCUCAUAUCAAACAUCGCUAUUGAUUCAUCCUAUUGGAGUUGCCUCUCUCAAGGAUUUGCAACACCCUUGUGAAAACGAUGACUGGAUUGCCUUGAACAAUAAUGGAUAGGAUUCAUUUUCUGUAUCUAUGUCAAAGGAAAACAAAAUGCUCUAGUCUUGGAUAAUUUGGUCUUUGUAUUCUAAUAUUUGACGGUGUAUGCAGACUUGUUGACUGAGGUUAUUGAAUCUUGUAUUUCACUUAUUCUGAUAGACUUUGAACUAGGUAGUGUGAAUUUAGAAUGGAGAGGAGAGAAGCUUUUCAGUUUUGCUCCAAGCUCUAGCAGUUAACCAUUAAAGCUUAGUGAAACAUUUCUCUUUUGUUCUUUUCAAACUUAAUUUGGAGAGAUUGGAUGCCGCGCUAUGUUACUUAUGGGCAGCAGCUUUGUGGCAUCCUUAGUAUUGCUACGUUAUGUUAUUAAUUGAUGGUCAGGAACUCAGGAUGCAUUGUAGGUUGUAUUUAUGGUGCGAAGUGUCAUUGAGAAUUAAUAUAUGAAGUUGUUUCCU